Exophiala dermatitidis NIH/UT8656 is the source of this 1744-nucleotide messenger RNA. Its product is annotated as oxygen oxidoreductase. The record is from RefSeq and is a predicted model, not a curated record. Gene Ontology annotation, molecular function: flavin adenine dinucleotide binding; sarcosine oxidase activity; saccharopine oxidase activity. Lineage: Eukaryota; Fungi; Ascomycota; Eurotiomycetes; Chaetothyriales; Herpotrichiellaceae. The transcript is spliced from 2 exons. The coding region runs from base 275 to 1606 and encodes 443 amino acids.
UUCAUGCUCGGGAAGCCUUCCGGUCCCUGAAGGCUCUGAAUGACACAUGCUUCGGUUAUCGCCGUGGUGCCCAAUGCCUUGAUAGGUCCGUGGUGCCGUGAAGGGAUCUAGGUCGGCUGAUCACACGAUAGUGUCUGAGAAGACCGACUUCAUCGUCGCCCUUGCAGCAUUCGCGUAAUGUGUAUUUAAGCCGAAAUGCUCCACGACUCCGUACAAGCCAACACUAAGGUAGCCGCACUGAGUACAUCAUUUCAAUUUCGAAAGAUCAGAGAUCAUGGGUGCAGACAAAGCAGAGCCUGUGGCUAUUCUUGGAGCUGGUGCUUGGGGCCUGUCAACGGCGUAUCAUCUGCUCAACUCGGGAUACACCAACAUCACGGUGUUCGACCAGGCCUCCGAGAUCCCCUCCCUGUACUCGGGAGCCUACGACCUUAACAAGAUCGUGCGAGCAGAGUACGAAGAUGAAUUCUAUACCGAACUGGCACUCAAAGCCAUCAACAAGUGGAAAACCCCCUUCUGGGGGGCCAACUUCCACCAAGUCGGCUACGUGCUCGCAACAUCAAUUGCAGCACCUGAGAAGGCCGUCAAACACUUGCAGACAGCACUCUUGUCUGUGAAGGACCAUCCUGUCUUCGCACCAGGUAUCACGGCGCUGAAUAAGCCCGAGGAGUUCAAAGACAUCUAUUGGCAGUUUACUGGCCCUCUCACUGGUUUUCGUGGCUACCACAAUCGACUUGCCGGCUAUGCACACUCCUCAAAUGCCAUGCUGGAUACCUAUCGGUACCUGGGGGCCAGGGGUGUCAAGUUCGUUCUUGGUCCGCAGCGGGGCAAGGCAGUAGAGCUGCUGUACAACAACGCCCAGAACUCCUCAGAACGCCGCUGCAUCGGAUUCAGGGUCGCGAGUGGCGAGACGCACCACGCACGACGGACUAUUGUGUGCCUCGGCGCUUGGGCUGCAAAGCUCAUCCCGGAAAUUGGCUCGUAUGUCGUGGCAAAGUCCUGGUCGGUGGCUCACAUCCAACUCACCGAGCGGGAGUGUGACUACCUACGCGGCAUCCCAGUCCUUAAUGUCCGCGACCUGGGGUUUUUCUUCGAGCCUGAUCCGGCCACCAAGCUCUUCAAACUGUGUCCCCUAGGCGCCGGGUACAUCAAUUCCGACAAGUCUACGGGCAUUUCUCUGCCUCCAGGAGAUUCUCUCCCAGCCCCACGAGACUACAUUCCCGCAGCCGAUGAGAAGAAGCUGCGGCGACUGCUGGAGCAGACGCUGCCGUGGCUAGCAGAUCGCCCCUUUGUGGAGCAGAAAAUGUGCUGGUUUGCUGACACCUCUGACUCGGAAUACACGGUCGACUUUGUCCCUAAUGCGGGCGAUUCGCUGGUAGUGUUGUCGGGAGACUCCGGACACGGGUUCAAGAUGAUGCCUAUUGUGGGAGAAUGGGUCGUUGAACUGUUAAACAAUGGGAAGCAGAUUCUACCGCGGUGGCAAUGGCGACAAAGUCAUGGCAAAGGUGGAAAAGAAUGGGGAGACGCCGUGAGCUGGAGGGUUGGUACGACGGAGGAGAUUGCGAAAGUCAUCGAAGAGCAACAGAGGGCGAUUCGGGCACGGCUAUGAACAAAGUAGAAGUUGUCGUGAGAUUACAGCCCACAAUUAAUAAAUUGAAUCCAGCGUAUAUCAGCCGUUUCCACUUUCUGCUUUGUCGGUGGUGGGAAAAUUGAACAUCUCUCUGCUACUAAAUCGGACGAAGUUGGC